Messenger RNA from Entrophospora candida, 338 nucleotides. Lineage: Eukaryota; Fungi; Glomeromycota; Glomeromycetes; Entrophosporales; Entrophosporaceae. The record is from the annotation of a GenBank genome assembly.
UAGGAAAAGUCAAAUGUAAAUUUGAGGAAGAAACAGAAGUAGAAGAAGGCCCAAUUAACAAAUUAAUAAAAAUAAGCAAAAAAAAACAACCAAGUGCAUCAAAAUUUGCAGAAAAAGUAUGUGCAAUGGGAGAUACUUAUGAUUCAGAAAAUGACAGGGAAAAAGAAUUUGAAAAUAAACUUAACAAUUUUUUGGGGUAUAAUAUAGAUGGAAAAGAUAGGAAGAAGAGGAAUUGUAAUGAAGAAGUUAGAUUUGAUGCAUUAGUAAAGUUAGAAUACUCAAAAUCAGAAAAGGAUGCCUUGUUGGUAGGAUUUGAAUACAAAAACGAAUCUUCGAAG